Apaloderma vittatum (bar-tailed trogon) is the source of this 889-nucleotide messenger RNA. RefSeq names its product low-density lipoprotein receptor class A domain-containing protein 4-like. NCBI's taxonomy places the organism in Eukaryota, Metazoa, Chordata, Aves, Trogoniformes, Trogonidae. Gene Ontology annotation, cellular component: Golgi membrane; early endosome membrane. The transcript has 3 exons. Bases 43 to 753 code for a protein of 236 amino acids. Gene Ontology annotation, molecular function: R-SMAD binding. The record is from RefSeq and is a predicted model, not a curated record. Gene Ontology annotation, biological process: negative regulation of transforming growth factor beta receptor signaling pathway.
GAGUUUGUUCAAAUCAUCAUUAUAAUUGUGGUUAUAACUGUUAUGGUGGUAGUGAUCAUCUGCCUGUUGAAUCAUUACAAACUGUCGACACGCUCCUUUAUCAACCGACAGAGCCAAAGCAGAAGACAGGAAGAAACUCUGCAGACGGAAGGGUGCUUGUGGCCUUCAGAAAGCACGGUUUCACGCCAGGGUGCUUCAGAGGUACAAAUUUCUUAUUGUCCUCCAAGGUCCAGGGACAGGUUUACCGCCCCGUCUUUUAUGCAGCGGGACCGUUUCAGUCGCUUCCAGCCCACUUACCCUUACAUGCAACAUGAGAUUGACCUUCCUCCGACCAUCUCCCUCUCUGAUGGGGAGGAGCCACCGCCAUACCAAGGCCCCUGCACCCUGCAGCUCCGGGACCCAGAACAGCAGAUGGAGCUCAACCGGGAAUCUGUCAGGGCACCGCCCAACCGAACCAUUUUUGAUAGCGACUUGAUAGACAUCUCGAUGUACAAUGGGGGCCCCUGCCCACCAAGCAGCAAUUCGGGCAUAAGUGCAACCAACUAUAGCAGUAAUGGAAGGAUGGAAGGACCACCCCCGACGUACAGCGAGGUCAUGGGGCAUUACCCAGGCUCCUCUUUUUUCCAUCACCAGCACAGCAACGUGCCUCCUUCCUCGCAGAGGGGGAGCAGACUUCAGUUUCAGCAGAACAAUUCAGAGAGCACAAUAGUCCCCAGCAAAGGCCAAGACCGGAAACCAGGAAACCUGGUCUAAGUUACUGGCCCAGGUGCGUUCGAACUGAAGACAAGGGAGUGAAGCAGGGCAGUGGAGGAAGAUGCCCCCGUGCUCCGGUGCACAAUGUUGUUACAUUUCACAUGGUACAACUUAGUAAAACCAAACGUGCAAACCA